Nymphaea colorata (pocket water lily) is the source of this 794-nucleotide messenger RNA. RefSeq lists its product as uncharacterized. NCBI's taxonomy places the organism in Eukaryota, Viridiplantae, Streptophyta, Magnoliopsida, Nymphaeales, Nymphaeaceae. The transcript is spliced from 4 exons. Bases 62 to 292 code for a protein of 76 amino acids. The record is from RefSeq and is a predicted model, not a curated record.
GGAAUGGGAAUGGAAAGGGGUCGUGACGGGGGAAGGAGGAUGCGUCAGGAAGGGGAAAAGAAUGGGGAAGGGGACACAGAAGGCAGGUGCGUUGAUUUCUCUCCCUCUCGCACUAUCUUUUUUCUGCGGUGGAUUUUUCACGGGGAAGGGGACACACAAGGCAGAGGGAGUCAGCGCAGGCGUAGGAGUAUGGAGCCAGAUCUCCCGCAAUAGAGGCGUCGAGGCGUCAGUCGACGAGUUGGGUUCUAUCUCUCUAUAUUCCGCACAAAGAAUAGAGCCUAGUCCUGUCUAAGCAAGGAGUCUUCAAGAAGCAACUCUGGCCUAGCACUGGAGCUCUCCUUCUUGGAAGGGAUCUGGCACCUUCAAUGAUGCAACUACGAGCCAGCAACAUAGCUCUUCAGUGGACAGGCGAUAGAUUACACCAUGCAUGUGUUUUCGUGUGCUUGAGCCAAUGUAUUGUUGAAACUCUUUUAAGUUGCUUGCUUCUCUCUCUCUCUCUCUUAAGUUGUGUAAGUAAAACAAAAUAAAAUCCUACCAUCUGGUCAUUAGAGAUGGAUGGUAAGUAUUUAUUUAUUUAUUUAUUUAUUUGUGAAUUUCUCCGUCCGAGCUUCAACAAAGAAAUCCUUCAUCCUCUCUCACAACACUGUCUAAUUUAUUGCAUCAGAAGUGUUUUAAUCUUACCCGACAAAGCAAUGCAUUGGGUGCAUAUGAUUAUAUAGAGCUCAAGAUGGCCGGAAGAUUCAGUUCCUAUACAUGCACAACACAUGAUCUGAUGCACUGCAUCGAUAGUGUGC